Racocetra persica is the source of this 195-nucleotide messenger RNA. NCBI's taxonomy places the organism in Eukaryota, Fungi, Glomeromycota, Glomeromycetes, Diversisporales, Gigasporaceae. The record is from the annotation of a GenBank genome assembly.
AUGUCUUUUCGCAAUAAUCCACCAAGGUGCUCUGAUAGUGACCCCAAUGGCAUGUCAAGUGUUUUUAAGAUUAACAAUGCUUUGGAUAUGUUAAGAAGACUUCAGAGUAUUGAACAAACCUAUAUUCUUAAGCUUAACAAGGCUUUAGAUAGGCAAGAAAAGAAAUUACUUUCCUUGAGAUUAAUAAGACUUCAG